This is a messenger RNA of Geodia barretti, 2029 nucleotides long. Lineage: Eukaryota; Metazoa; Porifera; Demospongiae; Tetractinellida; Geodiidae. The record is from the annotation of a GenBank genome assembly.
CUGCUCUCUCUAAUCUUGGUGGCCGCUCCUUUUCACACACGCGCGUGUGGUAAGGCAUCCACGCUGCAAAUAAAAAACGGGGCAUUGCACGGCAAAGCUUCUUUACAAGACCGGGAGAAGCAGGCGGGAAGAAGCAACUACACCCCCGGUGUGAGGUCUUCGGCCCCUUUUUUUUUUACGUUUCUCGAGGACGGCUGUCUAACUCCCCUCGUUCGCGUCUCGGAACGUUACGCUUUCGCACCUCAGGGAGCGACUUCCGUCCGAGUAUAUACGCUGGGGAAAGCACUGACAGGUGCAUAUGUGCUCCAGUAUCGUCGCUUCGGCCGCCACGUCCAAUCUUGCGUACCGUUCGCCACCGUCGCGUCUCACUCCCCUGCGCUGCGCGUGUUGCAGCCCAGACGGCGGCGGGCACCACCACCACGAUGCUAGGAGAGCAGCUGGAAGCGAGAGAAGAGCUGGUCGAGACGGAAGACGACCGUGAGGCGAUGAAUCUCGAGGAGCGUUUCGAGAUUCUUGACAAUCUGGGAAGUGGAGCGUACGCAACCGUCUACCGGGCGAGGGACCGUUCGCGCGGCGGAGAAGUGGUCGCGCUGAAGAAGGUCUAUGUCAGAGAAGAUCGCGAAAUUGGUAUCCCGCAGUUUAUCAUGCGGGAGGUGGCGAACCUGAAGCGGCUCUCAACACCUGGGCAUAGAAAGGAUCCGCACAUUGUACGUUUGUUGGAUGUUCAGUCGGCAGAGGGGCGCUACCGCAAUGAGCAGAUCUUCUAUCUGGUAUUCGAGCACAUGGACCAAGACCUAGACCAGUUCAUUCGCGCCUGCCCCUCUCCUGGAAUGAACGAGACCAUCAUUCGAGACUUCCUGGCCCAGAUCCUGGACGGCGUGGACUGGAUGCACGUCAACAACAUCGUCCACAGAGACCUCAAACCGCAGAACAUUCUCGUCAGUUGCGACGGGAAAAAGCUCAAGAUCGCUGAUCUCGGACUCUCAAGAAGCAUCGGAUCCAACGUAGUUCUUUCAACGCAGGUAGUGACACAGUGGUACAGAGCGCCUGAAGUUUUACUCCACUCUUCAUACAGCAAGCCAGUUGACGUGUGGAGCGUCGGCUGUAUCUUUGCCGAAAUGAUUAGAGGGAGGCCUCUGUUUGCUGCCAGGAGGAAGGGUGAAAAACAUCAACUGGAAGAGAUAUUCAGUAUAAUAGGAACCCCCACCACAGCCCAGUGGCCGGUAGAGUCUAGUAUAACAGUGGACCAGUUCGUCCAAUUCAAAGCAAAGCCUUGGCUACAGCUGCUUCCAGAAGCCUCCGACGACGCCCAAGACCUCCUCUCACAAAUGCUACAGUUCCAGCCGUUACAGAGAGUGUCAACAAAAGACUCCCUCCACCACCCCUACAUCACCAGCAAGGCCUCCCAGGACGAAGUGGAAGAGGAGGAGGAGGAGGAGGAGAGGAGGGUUACAAGACACCAGACUCCACCCAAAACAGCUCACACUCCUCCGACUCGAGUCCUCAUCUGGACAUCUCCAACUCUUCUGAUUCCGGAAUCCUCCCAGACUCAACCUCCUCCUCCUGUCCUUCAUAGCCGGGGUGGGCGUGGUCAGGUGUAAUCGUGGGUAGGGCUAAGGGACACUUUAUUGUAUUUAUAUUUCGUGUCUUUUUGACACGGUGGAUUGUGAUCUGCGAGUUGCGCGACGGCGUAUUAAGACAACAAAAGUCAACAUUAAUUAUUAUUGUGAGAUGAAGGUUGGACAAUGAAAUCAGUAAUUAUUAUUGAUGGGAGGGAAGCUAAACACUGUCAGACUGAACUGCUGUUUUCACUUUCAUGAAUCAAGGCACUCAUUGUUGUAGACAAUACAUUUUUCUUUGGGAAGUGAGGUGUUUGUAUAUACAAGAGCAACUACAGUAAUCCACAUUCUCAACGUUCUAUGUGAUUAUGCAUGUAGCCUGUUGCGCUUUUGAGAUAAAAAUAAAACCUAGCCAACAAGAUGUAACUAUUGUAUUAAUCUCUGUCCCUUUGUAAUUUCAAUGCAAAAAU